CCUCGAUGUCUCCUGGGAACUACAAACUGUUUUGACCGCCAUUUUACAUAUUAUCCAGAAGCAUAGAUAUAUCUUGUCGAUCCUUUCGAAUGGUUCGCAAAUGGCUAUUGUAGUCUCGAGAAGUAUUUGGUGCGUAAUUAAAAAGCCUGUUAGGUCUUGGGUAGACAGACUGUCCAGCAAUAAUGAACAGCAGAAGGGAAAAAGCUGAUAAAGGCGUGUCUGUGGAUACCUUCAUAAAACAGAACACAUUGCGCUCAAGUCUGAACCGAGAGAUACGUGACUUCAAGGUUGUGUUGGAUGAAAUUGAUGUUGGAAAGUGUAUUCCAUUGCCAGGGAAUGUUGGAUUUUCAAUACAGUAUUUGCCAUCUGCUGCAAAACACCUUGGCAAGAAGAGAGUGGGUCAUGAUGUGUCAGGAGACUCCACACAGAGGAAAUCUAGACGAAUUUUGAUUACAAGCAGGUGUUGUUCUAGUACCUGUCUUGGGUGCACAAGUGGAGAGAGAUGCGAUAAAGUCAAGCGACGUGAUCCAAGGGUAAAGAACGCGGCAAGAAUGAGUGUUAGCGCUGGAAGAAAGAAGAAUCUUGCAAGAUCCCGUCCUGGUUCUAUGCCUGUUGCAUUGAAUAAAGGUAAAGUGUCUUCGAACAUGCCUGCAGACAAAGUUACUUGUUUCCUGGGAGAGGGAGAAUUGCAGCAGCCAAUGCACAUGGCAACACCGACUUCUCAAGUGGCCACUCCUUGCCUUACGCUCUCAUCAAGGUUGGUAACUGGCAGUGGUGAAAAUUCCAGCCAUUCAGAUAGUAAUCAGCGUUACGCAGUUCCUCCUGAAAUGCCAAGCCGUCCGUUGAAACAACAAAGAUCCUCUCAUGGCUUGUUAUUACCUGGGGUAAUACCUCAACAAGCGAGUAAAAAUAACUGUAACCGGACAUUUUCAGCUACGGCCAAUGAAGAAUCGUCUUUUUCUUGUGUUUCUUCUGAGGCAUCCAAUUACAGAAAGACGUCAGCAUCAGAUAGUGUGCCUCAUAAGGUUCAUGAUGUAGUUACUCAAAUAAACACUGUAAAAGAGAUGAGUUCGUUGUCUUUCAGUAGUCCUAACAUGCACCAUUCGGCAACUCUGCGACCAUUUCCUAGUGCUGCGUCUCCAAACGUGAGGACAGUGAAAGUAGAAGACGCCAACGCACAACAGUAUUAUUCGCCAUCCUCAAUAACCACGGCUCAUUCAGGAAAUUCUUUUGUCGCGCCAUCGAGCAGCCCAAACAUGCAUCCUUCGAGCAAUCUGCGACCAUUUCCUAGUGACGCGUCUUCAAACGUGAGGCCUGUCAAAUUAGAAGACGCCAACGCACAACAUUACCGUUUGCCUUCCUCAAUAGCCACGGUGCAAACAGGAAAUCCCAUUGUCGCGCCUUUAAGCAACCCAGAUAGUCUGCAACCCUUUGUUAGAGCACCCUCUCCAAACGUGAGGCCAGUAAAAGUGGAAGACGUCAAAAAACAACAAUGCCGUUUGUCAUCCUCAGUAACCACGUUACGUACAAGGGAUUCCGUCUGCAUGCCUUUGAGUAGCCCCAAACUGUUUCCUCCGGUCGAUCUGCGAACAUCUCCAGAUAUGACGUCUUCAAACGUUAGGCGAGCAGUAACCACGGCACAAACAAUGUACCCUAUUGUCAUGCCUUUUAGCAGCCCAAGCAUGCAUCCUUCGGGUAAUCUGCGACCAUCCCUUAGUGUGGUGUAUUCAAAUGUCAGGCCUGCAAUAACCACGGCACAUACAGGGAAUUCCAUCGUCGUGCCGUUGAGCAGCCCAAACAUGCAUCCUUCAGGUAAUCUUCCACCAUCCCACAGUAUGGCGUCUUCAAACGUCAGGCCAGUAGAAGUUGUCAACGCACAGCAAAGCCGUUUGCCACAAUCAGGAAAUUCUGUUACUGUGAAUACGGUGCCGCCUCAAACACCCCCAGCAAGUCUCCAGCGGUUUUAUCCUCUAGUAGCAAUCCCUUUCAUUUCACCGUCAGGCUGGCAGCAACCUAGCAUUCAGUGUGUUUCUGUGGCGCCACAACCAACUCCUGUGUAUCCCUUGGUGCAACGUCUUCAUUUUGCCACUGUGAGAGGGUCCUCUAUGAGCAACAGCGUUGAUAUUCCUGAGCCAUCUGCUCAGUCAGUCAGCAGCAGUCUGAAUCAGAACAGGGCCGCCCCCGUCAACACGGACGCUGCUCCUUUAAGGAAUAGUCAUAAGGAAAUAUUACCAAAACCCUGGACUCAAUUUCCUCAAGGUGGAAGUUCAAGCGAAAGAAAGAAACAACUAGACCAGGCAUGUGAUCAGCUCACUCGUUUCUUGGAUGUAGUGACAAGACUGAGCAAAAUUCGUGGUGAUUUUGGUUUUCUUGUUCAAUACUAUCGUAGGACAUGUGAACUAGAUCCCUCCAGUGCGAUAAUCAUCGAUAGCGUAGAGGCACUCAUACAUUUCCUUAACAUCGCGGAGUGUAAGUUGAAGGAAGAAUCCCACGCGCUGCAAAAUUCUUGUCAGUCGUUGCAAUCGCUCAUUAAGAAUUACCAGAAGAAUAUUCGUACUGACGGAAAUAAAUAUCAAAAACUCUUGGACACCAGACUCUGCACAGAGAAAAAUAUUGACUCAAUUAAUGAAGACAAAGCGGCAGAGAUAAAACGAGAUUGUGAUGAGAUGAAAACAGAAUUGAGUGAGCUUCGAGUGAAGAUGGCAGAGCUCCGAAAAGAAAAGGAUGAACUGUAUGAAAAAUGGUUAAAACUGGCUGAUGUAUAGAGACAAGAAGGCUUUUUUAUGCAUCAGCUCAGCUCAGUUCAAACAAUGGGAAGUGGACUGAUUCAUUGUAACGUAAAAUUGACUAGGAAACCUACCUAUUCUCGCGGGCUAUGCAAUUCACGUUUAUAUAGCGUAACUUUCAAAAACGUUUUUCAAUCGUAACAGUAGUUAGUAGAUCAAGCAGCUGUAGAUAACUUUUUCAAUUGAUGGGCGCAAAUUAGUAAACGGGCAAAAAUAACUCCAUCAAGAUACGAAUAUCUAAGACUAUAUAGAUGUUUUCAAUGGAGUGAUGGCUUUUACGGCUAACGGUUAAAAUUUUGGCCAAUUUUGGGCUAACGGUUGAUAUCUUCCCAUUGUUGUCUCCAUAAAUUGUUUUACGGUUGUUUUCUUUUUACGACUAACAUCAGUAUCCGUAUUCUCCUUACUACUCCCUAGACAUUUCCAAGGGUUCUGUCAAGGAGAAUUUGUUCUACUAUCAAGAGCUUCUUUAGUUGGUGAUCAUUUCCUUUAUUCUCAUGACCUUAAUGUUUGAUUCAAGGGUGAUUUUGUAAGGAGAAUCAAGAUGUUAGUCACUCUUAGGGGUUAUAGUGUUAAAUUUGUCAAUUGCUUACACCUGACGGCUAAUUUUUGGCUGUUUUCCGGCUCACGGUUAACCCUAUUGAGACCCUCUGUAAACGUGUUUUUUUUCUUUCUUUGUGAGAAUAUUUCUAUCAUCGAGAUUGCUUGAACGAUACUUAGAAUUUUUUAAUUGUCUGCGAUACACUUUGGUUGCCCUGUAUCGCCGGCAGGUUAACAGCUGCGUUUUAAUUUAUGGAGCAUUUUUGUACCACAAAGAAUGGGAUCGAUAUCAACUGUUCCUUGAAUCCUAUAACAGCUUGGUCAAUUCUCGAUCCUGAGCUCAGUUGGAGCAUCAAGUACAAGUCUUACUUUACCAUUUCCCCCUCAUUUUUUGAAAAACCGUACAAACCUUGAUCGUCGAAAUUUUGGUGUAAUCACCAGUAAGAAAACAUCUUGAUUAGUUGUUUCUUUCCCCAUCUGCCAUGAAUAUACAGCAAUAAUGAUAAAUCCGAAAAAAUUCCUCUUGAAUUUGUAACAAGGUACGCACAAUC
Pocillopora verrucosa is the source of this 3874-nucleotide messenger RNA. RefSeq lists its product as uncharacterized. The record is from RefSeq and is a predicted model, not a curated record. NCBI's taxonomy places the organism in Eukaryota, Metazoa, Cnidaria, Anthozoa, Scleractinia, Pocilloporidae.